ACUACGUGUGGUUGUUGAGAGAGCGAGGAGUUAGCGAUGACACGGGCUGGAGCACAGCCGCUACAGGCGCUUCAACUUUACGGAGGAAUAUUUGGACAUAAAUAUACAUAGUUCGUUGCCGUUUUAUGAAGCUGGGAAAGUGUGUUUUUGCAAGAUCCCCUCGGAGUAAAUGUUAGAUAUUUUUUCGUUCACAGUGGGCCUUCUGAACUACAAACAGAGAUUUCCAGUAGUUUGGUUAGACUGUCCAGGCUGCCCACUAGAGUUUGCUGGCUGGCUAGUUGAUUUGGCGCUAUCCCGUCCCAGUUGAUGUUAAGUAUGGCGCUUAAAGCGAGGGCUUUGUAUGACUUUAACUCUGAAAACCCCGGGGAGAUAUCAGUGAAGGAGAAUGAAAUUGUGACUCUGUACAGCGAACAGGACAUUGAAGGCUGGUUAGAGGGAUCGAACAGCAAAGGGGAGCGGGGAUUGUUCCCUGCGUCUUACGUUGAGGUUCUGAAGGACGACACAACUUCCACGUUGAACAACAACAGCACAUCUGGAGACGUUAGCCAGGGAUCCCGUUACGCCAAUGUUCCAACCGGAGGAUUUGACGCACCGUAUAAAACCAAGAAUCAAGUUGAGAACAUCACUAAAUCAUCCGCACCGGCGAGUAACACUUACGCUCCCUCGGGGCAACAGCAGCACAGCUAUCAGGCGAGUCAAGGGAGCGACGACGAUUGGGAUGAUGACUGGGACGAUAGCUCAACUGUAGCAGACGAGCCUGGCAUUGGUGGUGGACAUUACCAAGAUAUCGAUGGCAAUGGACCUUCUACGUACAGGGUGUCAACUGCUUCGAUGUUACGAGGCGGUAACGCUCAAAAUGCCAAAAGCUCCGCAACCGUCAGUAGAAAUCUGAACAGGUUUUCAACAUUUGUGAAGUCUGGGGGGGAGGCGUUCGUCCUCGGGGAGGCAGCGGGGUUUGUGAAGGACGGAGACAAGAUUUGUGUCGUGCUGGGUCAGUACGGCCCAGAGUGGCAGGAGAACCCUUACCCUUUCGGGUGCACAAUAGACGACCCAACCAAACAGACCAAAUUCAAAGGUAUGAAAAGUUACAUUGCCUACAAGCUGACGCCGAGCCACACGCAAACCCAGGUGAACAGAAGGUAUAAGCAUUUCGACUGGCUCUACGCCAGGUUGGUCGAGAAGUUCCCUGUCAUCUCAGUGCCACACAUCCCAGAGAAACAAGCCACUGGCCGCUUUGAGGAAGACUUCAUUUCCAAAAGGAGAAAGGGUCUAACGUGGUGGAUGAACCACAUGACCAGUCACCCAGUCUUGUCCAAGUGUGAUGUUUUCCAACACUUCCUAACCUGCAGUAGCACUGACGAGAAAGCCUGGAAGCAGGGGAAACGGAAGGCUGAGAAGGAUGAGAUGGUGGGGGCCAAUUUCUUCCUGACCAUCAGCCCUCCGGCGGCCCCUCUCGACUUGCAGGAAGUCGAGAGCAAAAUCGACGGCUUCAAGGCGUUCACGAAAAAGAUGGACGACAGCGUUUUGCAAGUCAACGCCACCAUCAACGAAUUCGCCCGAAAGCAGAUCACAGGAUUUAAGAAGGAAUACCAGAAAGUUGGGCAGUCGUUUAAAGUCCUCAGUCAAGCCUUCGAAAUGGACCAACAGCCGUAUUCUGUCGGUUUGAACCAGGCAAUCUCUUUCACCGGGGAGGCGUAUGAGUCCAUCGGAGAGUACUUUGCAGAGCAACCCAAACAUGACCUUGACCCUGUGAUGGAUCUGUUAGCACUGUACCAAGGACAUCUAGCAAACUACCCAGAUAUCAUCCAUGUUCAGAAAGGAGCGCUGACGAAGGUGAAGGAGAGCCAGAAGCACGUGGAGGAAGGCAAGAUGGACACCCCCCAGGCGGAGGGCGUCAGCGAGCGCUGCAACAUCAUCUCCUUCGCUACGCUGGCAGAGAUCCAGCACUUCCACCAGAUCCGCGUGCGCGACUACAAGGCUCAGAUGCAGCACCACCUUCAGCAGCAGAUUGGAUUCUUCCAGAAGAUCACAGGGAAGCUGGAGGAAGCCCUACAGAAGUACGACAACGCAUAGGAACGCCUCGAGCCUCCACGCAUCGAGCCUGGGUCUGGUGGACCUGCCCCUGCCGGUGACCGAACACCUUCCCCCCCCCCUCCUCCUCUCAGACCUGCUCCUGUCAGUCAACUAAGCCUUGGUGGACGUUCUCUAACACUGCCAGCCGCGCAACAGCCACCCAGAGUCCACCUGGAGCUUAGGACACACAGACUCCUCCUGGCUGCUGUCUUAGUUUGAUCAGAGGGUUUCUGUUUAUACAAGGUGUGUGACGACAGAAGAGGGGAAGUCCUUGUGCAAAAUAUUAACGGAUGUUCUUACUGGAAUAUUCAAGGUCAUUAUGCCUUCAGUUGAAAUCUGAUGUGAUAAAGGGCAGCCACCAGUGUAAACACUGCUUAGGUCAGUAGGCAUAGUCCAUGCAGUGGAAACAUGUACUAUAAUCGAGUCUUGACCAAGAGAGAACAAUGUUCACAGUGUACACCUGAUAGUUACCUUUGCUGCUUGAGGUAUGGUGUAGCCUCAUCAAGCUGUUUUUUAACACAAGUGACUUCCACGGAUGGGUUGUUGUAGCUAAUGUAAUGUUAGCGCUGUUUAGUGGUUUACACACUGCCUUGACGAAACCGACUAGACUAAUAUCUCCCAAUCCAAACAAGGCCAAUCCUAGCUGCAGGGAUGUUUACCGCAGCCGUCACCACUGUCCUGUGCCUUCUGAUUAUGUCUCUCUGGUCAUUUUUUGUUUUAUAACUUAUAUAUAUAUAUAUAUAUAUAUACAAAAAGGUUUCUAUAUAUAAAUGUAUAAAUAUAUUCACUCAUGUUUUUACGAAGCACGAUUUUGCAGUAUUCAACUGCAGCUUUUUGACCCGUGAGCUGAGAGAUGGUUUGCAUCGCUAGAUGGAGAGCCGUCGCCCUUUGCGAUGCUCCAACGGGACCUUUCUUCCUGGGUUAAGACAGAUGUUGGGGCUUUGAUACGCACAGAAGCAAGGAAAAAAUGCUCUCUAGUGUAGGAUUAGUACUAAGAUGUUCCGACUACAGGAUUCAGUGCGGAGGACAGGACUCGACUGACACGAUUUAAAGGACCGAAGCCUUGAGAAAGCACCGAAGUUACUGAAAUAGAUGUUGAAGUUUCCUGAAAUUACAAAUAGUUUUUAAGAAGAUAGGUUGAUUUGAGUUAGGUGGUUGCAAGCCCUGUGGUUGACAAAUUGUCACCGGCCUUGUGGCUAGACGGCUCGUCUUUGCCUGUUUUUCUAAUGCAGUCGAUGGUGCAGUUUGGGAUCCACCUGUACUACGAAUAAUUCUACUUUUGAAGUCCAGGAACAUAAUGAACCGUUAAGUGGAGAACCAAAAUACACUCCUCCAUGGAUUUCCGUCUUUCUGUGAUUUUUGUGUCACUAUCAUUCAAUAGAACGCUUUACGUUUGGUUCAGUUGCUUAUUGCACAAUAUAACAGGAGAAGUAGCCUAAUCAAUAAAUUGGUUACACACUU
Molecule: messenger RNA, 3534 nt
Organism: Hypomesus transpacificus
Lineage: Eukaryota; Metazoa; Chordata; Actinopteri; Osmeriformes; Osmeridae
Gene: snx18a
Product: sorting nexin 18a
Exons: 2
Coding region: 307-2073 (588 amino acids)
Biological process (GO): protein transport; plasma membrane tubulation; endocytosis
Cellular component (GO): plasma membrane; cytoplasmic vesicle
Molecular function (GO): protein binding; phosphatidylinositol binding
Source: RefSeq, a predicted model, not a curated record